AUGGGCUUGAGAGAAGAGGAAGCAGGCAAGAAGCAGGAAGUUGAGAAUGUAAAUGAGAAUGGGGAAGCUCUGAAGAUGAGUGUGAGUGGAGAUGUGCGUAAUGUAGCGGAGGCAAAGCCGGGAAAGGAGAAUCCGUUUCUAACGACCUCUGUUCCCAAGAAGGAGGAGCCGAAGGCAUGCAGCACGGAGGAGGAGCUUGAUGAGAAUAGCAUAAUAGAAAAGCAGGAGAAGUAUCUUGAUGAGAACCAAGAAGAUGAGGUGCUGUUCAAGGCGAAAUGCAAACUGUAUUAUUUUGCGAAGGAGACGAACACUCUUGAAGAGCGUGCCCAGGGGACGAUGAUUAUUGGAAAGCGCCCAAAGAGCAAUCUUGUACGAAUUGUUGUGUUCAGGGAGCAGAUUGGGAGGCUGGGAUGCAACCAUUACAUCAAUCCGGGCUUGAAGGCACAAGCACACAAGAAGAUGAUGAAUGGAUGGAUGUGGAUGACCACUGAGGAUACUGUUGAGUCUGAUGCAUUGAGGGACAAGAAGCAGCUGUUUGUUGUGAAGUUCAAUUCUGAGGAGGAUUCGGUGAAGUUUGGAGAGGAGUAUGAGUCUGGAAGACGCCACAACGAUAUGGUCCUGGAAGAAAGAAAGAAUAAAAAUUGA
Messenger RNA from Ordospora pajunii, 645 nucleotides. RefSeq names its product putative Ran GTPase binding protein. Lineage: Eukaryota; Fungi; Microsporidia; Ordosporidae. The record is from RefSeq and is a predicted model, not a curated record. Gene Ontology annotation, cellular component: cytoplasm; nuclear pore. Gene Ontology annotation, biological process: intracellular transport. Gene Ontology annotation, molecular function: GTPase activator activity. The coding region runs from base 1 to 645 and encodes 214 amino acids. The transcript has a single exon.